This is a messenger RNA of Trichoplusia ni (cabbage looper), 1328 nucleotides long. RefSeq names its product tRNA methyltransferase 10 homolog A. Lineage: Eukaryota; Metazoa; Arthropoda; Insecta; Lepidoptera; Noctuidae. The record is from RefSeq and is a predicted model, not a curated record. Gene Ontology annotation, biological process: tRNA N1-guanine methylation. Gene Ontology annotation, molecular function: tRNA binding. Bases 260 to 1189 code for a protein of 309 amino acids. Gene Ontology annotation, cellular component: nucleus; nucleoplasm. The transcript has 4 exons.
CUGACAAGCAGGCACAAUGACUUUGACAACAAGUAUAACCUAAAAUUUAAGUUAAAAGCAAUAUUUUAUUAUUGUAAUCCAGUAAGAAUUGGAUUUAUUAACAUUUCUGUUAUUUGUGACUUUCAGAAUAAUUUGUUACAAAUUAUAGUGAUGUUUAAAUAGUAAUUUUAUUUUAAUACACGUAUAUAAUAAGUGUAUUGGACAGGUAUAAUUUAACUUGAAAUCUAGUUCCCAAUAUCUAAUAAAAACGGGCUUUGCAAUGAAUAAUUCAAAUGAUACCACUUCUAAAGAUUGUGCUACUAAAAGCAACGAAUAUGACGAAAGAGAUUUUCCACAAUUUUCCCUAUUCGACAUAACAAUAGAUUCUGGUUUAAAAGAUGAUGAUGGCAAUGAGAUCCCAAGACCAUUUACAAAAAAUCAAAUGCGUAAGUGGUUAAAAAAAGUGAAAUGGGAAAAUAGGAAGGCGGAGAAACGAGCUACAGAAAAAGCAAGAGCAAAGGAGAGGCGGAGAGAGGCAAAAGAAGCAAAUAUUGACCUAGGGCCGAACAGAAAAGCACUAAAGAAAAUGAAAUUGGAAAGACCGAAAAGAAGUACUGCAAUAGUAAUAGAUCUUAGUUUUGAUCAUUUAAUGAUGGAGAAGGAUAGGUUUAAAGUAAUAAAACAAAUACUCCGAUGUUAUUCUAUAAACAGGAGAUCGGAAACACCAGUGCAGUUCCACAUUACUAGUCUAGGAGAAAAAUCUAAAAGUGAUAUGUCAAGGCAUAACGGGUAUGAACAUUGGGAUAUUAAUUAUCAUGAAGAGCCAUACCUAGAAGUAUUUCCUAAGGAAAACAUAGUCUACUUAACAAGUGAAUCAAAUAAUGUAAUUGAAAAAUUUGAAGAAAACACAGCUUAUAUCAUUGGUGGUUUAGUUGAUCACAAUAAACACAAGGGCCUUUGUCAUAAAAUAGCUGAAGAACAAGGCAUAAGACAUGCUCAACUCCCGUUAGACAAAUACAUUAAUAUGAAAACUAGGAAAGUCUUAACAAUUGAUCAUGUAUUUGAGAUUGUGCUAAGAGUAUGUGAAGGAAUGCCUUGGCAAGAAGCACUGUUAAAGGUACUACCCAUGAGGAAGGGAGCUUACGUUUGCGAAAAUCUUAGUCCUUCAAAUUCUAGCAAUGAUAUUUCAUGUAAUGGUGAGGAUUCAUAAUAAUAUUAGCCAAAACAAAUAUGUAUCCUUAUAUGUAGUGAGUAAUAAAUAAUAUUCUUAUUAAACAACAUGUAUUGUACUUAUUUAUAACUUGGUAACAGUGGAUAAUACUUGUAGAAUAAAUAAUAUAAUAUCACAU